This is a messenger RNA of Thrips palmi, 612 nucleotides long. RefSeq names its product protein atonal-like. The record is from RefSeq and is a predicted model, not a curated record. The transcript has a single exon. Gene Ontology annotation, molecular function: protein dimerization activity. The annotation marks the transcript as partial. NCBI's taxonomy places the organism in Eukaryota, Metazoa, Arthropoda, Insecta, Thysanoptera, Thripidae.
UCGUCCUACCACCAUCACCACCACCUUCACCACCACCAGGGCGUGCUGCCGCCGUCGCCGCCGCCCAGCCUGCAGUCCUGGGGGCUGCCCGGCAUGACGGACAUGCACGUCAUGGAGUCCGUGCCCGGCCACACCGUGCAGGGCAUGCAGGCCCUGCAGCCCAUCGGCUCGGACGGCUGCCACUCGCCCGGCCUCAGCGACCGGUCCCUGAGCCCCAACCCCAGGGACGCCGUGCAGCACACCGUGCAGCACACCGUGCAGCAGCGCCACCUCCAGCACCUCGCCGCCUUCCACGAGCAGGUGCAGCAGCCGCGCCAGGACGCCGCCAUGGCGCUCGACGACGAGGACGACGACGACGAGGACGAGGAGGACGACAAGAGCGAGGUCGCCAAGCGGCGCCAGGGCGGCAAGGCGCUGAGCCCCGUGGUCGUGAAGAAGCGGCGCCUCGCCGCCAACGCCCGCGAGCGGCGUCGCAUGCUCAACCUCAACACGGCCUUCGACCGCCUGCGGACGCACCUCCCCUCGCUGGGCAGCGACCGCCAGCUGUCCAAGUACGAGACGCUGCAGAUGGCCCAGACGUACAUCAACGCCCUCGUCGACCUGCUGCACUGA